Messenger RNA from Leptidea sinapis, 1604 nucleotides. RefSeq lists its product as uncharacterized. Lineage: Eukaryota; Metazoa; Arthropoda; Insecta; Lepidoptera; Pieridae. The transcript is spliced from 7 exons. The record is from RefSeq and is a predicted model, not a curated record. Gene Ontology annotation, molecular function: 8-oxo-dGDP phosphatase activity. The coding region runs from base 62 to 1042 and encodes 326 amino acids.
AAGUCUAAACCCAAAAAAAACGAGCUGAAAAUUAUUCCGUAUUUUGUAAAGGAACAAAGUAAUGAAAGAUAUGAAUUCGACGGUUAAAAGUAAUAUUUCUGAAAUCACGAAAUUGGCACGAAAAUUUAAUUGUUUUUAUUUAUCCGGUCUCCAUCAAGGAACAUGUAAACCGUUUCUCGUAGCCGGUCAUCAAGUGGGCCUUAUUCGUCCCGAUGUAUUGAAACAUUUGAAGAGAUUUCCGGAGGUAUUUAGGGUCACUGGAAAGUACGUAGAAUUAAAUCCAGCAUUCAGAGAUUACAGAGAAAGGACUACAAGAAUUGCAGAAAUAUUACAAUUUUUAAGGAAAGAAAAUGAAAUAUGUGCUCUAAAAGGAUGGAGAGAUGAGUGUUUUGAAGUGAGCACACCCUUUUGCCAUGAAAGCCUAAUGGAGAUGGAUAGAAGUGCUAUAUGUUUAUUUGGUAUAAGAAACUAUGGUGUAAGCAUAAAUGGAUAUCUCUUCCAUCCCACUAAAGGCCUCUGUAUUUGGCUGCAACAGAGGAGCUUCACAAAACAGACAUGGCCUGGUAAAUGGGAUUGUUUUGUCAGUGGCGGUUUAGCUGUAGGUUAUGGUAUACUUGAGACUGCUAUUAAAGAAGUAGCUGAAGAAGCAUCUGUUGUGGGUGAUUUGGCAAAAAAACUAGUUCCAGCUGGAUGUGUCAGCUUUUAUUUUGAAAGUGAAAGAGGACUGUUUCCUAACACUGAAUAUGUGUAUGACCUUGAGCUUCCAAUGGAGUUUAAGCCGGAAAAUGCUGAUGGUGAAGUGGAGACAUUUGAAUUACUCACAGCAGCGGAAUGUGUACAACGGGCACUAUCUCCCCAGUUUAAGACAACUAGUGCGCCUGUUUUAUUAGAUUUUCUGAUUAGGAGAGGUUACAUCAAUCCAGAAAAUGAGCCAAAUUACCGACACAUUGUCGAGUUACUUCAUGUCCCAUUGCAGACCAUUUAUAAUUGGUCUCAUUCCAAACUCACCCUCAAUGGCGAAGGAGAACAAUUACAGUGUUAACUUCCAUCGUGUACUUAUAAUUAAAUUUGUGAUUAUUUUCAUUUAAUGAACUAUUUAAAAAUUAGUUAUUUCGUGUAUUAUAUAUUUAUAAUUAAAAUGAUAUUAAAAGCAUCAGUAUAAAAUUGGUGUAAUUAUAUUUAAUGGUCUAUAAAGAUUAAUGUUUGGUAUGUACCUAUCAAUUGUUGUUUAAACCGUGUACGUUUUAUUCUUCCAGAAAUUACUGUCUUCUUGUAAUAACUUCCGUUUUUUGCCCCAAAUGUAAGACCAAAUACUUCGUAUUAAAUUAAUGUUUUAGAGUUCAAGAUAGUUUAGCUAGGGUCGUUUAAUUAUUUCUGUGAUACUUUACCAAUUCGGUAUAAGAUUAUGAUUGUAUUACUUAUAAAAGACAAAAUAACACACUUGUAAUGGUGAUAAUUUUUACUUUAGUCAAACAUAUGGAUGUUAUGUUUGUUACUGGGUUAAUUAAUGUAUGGUAUUCUAAUUAAUUGAAUUAAACUCAUCACAACUAUGUUUUGUUAAAUUAUAUUUUUUUUUUGGUUUUUGAGUUGUUAUCAUUUAAACA